Sipha flava (yellow sugarcane aphid) is the source of this 830-nucleotide messenger RNA. RefSeq names its product microtubule-associated protein Jupiter-like. The transcript has 4 exons. Lineage: Eukaryota; Metazoa; Arthropoda; Insecta; Hemiptera; Aphididae. Gene Ontology annotation, cellular component: nucleus. The record is from RefSeq and is a predicted model, not a curated record. The coding region runs from base 304 to 741 and encodes 145 amino acids.
AUUGUAUAAGUUCUUGAUUCUUCAAAAGAACAAGUUAUGUUAUAAUAUAAUUAUUAAUUAGUUAAUUUGUUUGAAUUUAUCCUAAGUUUUCGCCUCCAAAUGAAUUUAAGGAUGAUCGCUAUCAAGUAUUCCUAAUAAGGCGAGGUCAUUCAAAUAUCAUCCAGUUUUCAUUGUCUACCCACUUUUAAUAACUAUACUUCGAUCGAGAUUUUCCUUUUUAACAUUAACUUUCGUUUUUAUUUUCCUUAAAAUUUUUUUAUUGAUUUCAUUUUUUUUUUUUCGUGGAUAAUUCAACUAAAUAUUAUGUCUAAAUUACCUAAUAGAGAAAAUAAGACACCUCCUGGAGGUGUUUGUCAUGAUCUUUGGGGCGCUGAAUUCUUAGGAUCUCCAUGUCAUAAUAGGGUCUUAAAACCGCCAGGUGGCGGAAGUAGUGACAUAUUUGGUACAGCAUCAUGUGAUGAAGUUAAUCCACAUAAACGUGGUACAAAUCAGAAGAACCUCCAAAGUUCCAUUAUUUUGGGUGGUCAGUCUCCAACCAAAACUACUAAUGUAACUGAUACUACUGCAACCGAUGGAAAUUCUGAAAAAUAUGAUGGCAAUCCAAUAACUGGAGAAGGUUAUGAAGCUCCUAAGCCGGCAGCUAAUCCAACUCAGCAUGUAUCUGCACAGUCAGAACCAGCUCCAGAACAAAAAAAAGCAAGUCGUGUGCCACCAGGUGGUUACAGUUCUGGUUUAUGGUAAUAGUUGACAUCAAGUAUUCAACUAUUAUUUUGUCACAAUUUACAUUGCUUUAUAUUUGAACAAUAUAUCGAUGACUAUUGUUCUUUUCA